AAAAAAUUUUCAUCGAACAGUGCUAGUUUUACAAAAUAUACUUUUAUUUAAAGAAAUAUUAAUUACUUGUAUAAAAUCAAUUUAAAUUAAAUAAAACAUAAAUAUUUAGUAAUAAAAACAAAUUAACAAAAUAUUCCUCUCGAUACGCACAACAUACGAAAACAAAGAAGUGAUAUGACGAUUGCCUGAUUUUUAUUUUUCACAUUAUAGUUCUUUAAAAGGAAACUUAUUUUAAUUAUUUCUUUCCUUAAUUUAAAAUAGAAUUAACAAAAUGUUAUUGAGAAAUAUAAAUUCAAUAUUAUUUAAAGUUUUGUGCUGUUUCUUUGUGCUUUAUCCAAAUGGUGCCAAUCUAGUGCCUGGUGAAAAAAUCAGUUAUAACUUAGUACAUUCGUGGGCUGAUAAACUGGGCAUGGAACUGUUUCAUCUAGGCGAUUUUAUAACACGCCGUAAAGAAGUACAAGAGAGUUUUAAACAAGCCCAAGUUGUUUCAAGAGCGGGAGCUAAAAUCGUCGAAAAUAUGGCUAAUGAAAUCAAAACAAUGAUGGAUUCCAAAAUAAGUGCUGUGCGCCGAAUAAUGGAUACUGCCGAAAAUACCGCCUUAACAUAUCAAAGUGAAAAACCCGAUAAAUAUUUUUCAUAUUAUAAUUCAAAAGAAAUGAUCGAACCCCACGAACCAAUACCAACAGAGCCACCUAGAGAUUUAGAAGAUGCGGGGGGACCAAAGAUUUUCGUUCAACCAAAAGAGAUUGUUCUAACACCCAAAGCUGAAUUUUUUAAUACACCCGUCAAUAUGAGUGUUAGCUCAGUGCAUGUGCCGACGAAUGUUUACGAUAGAGCAUCGGAUACGAUUAAAGCCAUUGAAUGGUCAGAGAAUUUGGAUCAAAUAUUUCGUGACAAUUAUAAAAAAGAUCCAACACUGUCGUGGCAAUUUUUUGGUAGUUCGACCGGCUUUAUGCGUCAAUUCCCGGCAUCGAAAUGGAAAGCGGAUCCGGUUGAUCUAUACGAUUGCCGGUUACGUUCAUGGUUUAUGGAAGCGGCGACAAGUCCAAAGGAUGUCAUUAUCCUAUUGGAUGGAUCAGGCUCUAUGACUGGGCAGAGGCUAGAUAUCGCAAAGCAUGUUGUAAAUACAAUACUCGAUACAUUAGGUACAAAUGACUUUGUGAACAUCUUCACCUUUAGCGAUAAAGUUAAGCCUGUUGUUGGAUGUUUUGAGGAUACUCUUGUUCAAGCAAAUCUUGGUAACAUUCGAGAGCUUAAAGAGGGAAUUGAGUUAGUUAAAACCGUGUCGAUCGCCAAUUUCUCCGCUGCAUUGACAAAAGCCUUUGAGGUUUUGGAACAAUUUAAAACGGAACAACAUGGUGCCCAGUGCAAUCAGGCAAUUAUGAUUGUUAGUGAUGGUGCACCAUUUAGUUAUGAAGAGAUCUUCGAAACGUACAAUUGGCAAAAUUUACCCUAUAAACCGGUUCGUGUAUUUACUUAUUUAAUUGGCAAAGAGGUGGCGGAUGUUAAGGAUAUUAAAUGGAUGGCAUGUGCCAAUCAGGGCUUCUAUGUUCAUCUGAGCGAUACGGCGGAAGUGCGUGAAAUGGUUUUGAAUUAUAUACCAGUAAUGGCUAGACCAUUAGUAUUGGGUAGACACGAUCAUCCAGUGGUAUGGACACAAGUAUAUGCUGAUGUUGUGGAUAUGGAAAUGUCUGAUUAUUUAUGGCAAUUAGAACAAAAUGCUGAUCAAAAGGAAAAUAUUUUAGAAUAUCGUAAAGUAAGUUUUCGUAUGUUAGAUCCAGAUGAAGUGAGACGCCGAGAGUACAGACGUAUGAAGAAGGCCUGGGAUCAACCUACCGAAUCGGAUGAUUAUCAUUUUAUGACCACUAUAUCAAUGCCUGUUUACGAUCGACGCGAAAAUGCGAAUAUCACCGAACUGGUAUUAAUUAAUGAAGCUCUUUGGGAAUUGCAAACACGUGAGACAAAAAUUGCCAAUUUGUUGGGUGUUGCUGGAACUGAUGUACCCAUUAGAGAUAUAAAAAAAUUAUUAUCACCAUUUUUGUUGGGUGUUAAUGGAUAUGCUUUCAUAGUUACCAAUAAUGGUUAUAUAUUAUUUCAUCCCGAUUUUCGUCCAAUUUUUCAACGUUACAUCUUAAAGCCUGCUUAUAACAGUGUUGAUAUGAUUGAAGUUGAAUUAUUGGAUGAUGAUCGACCACCUAGAGAUUUUAAUCCAGUGCUAUUAACGAUACGUGAUUCGAUUAUCAAUCAAUCAACGGGUAGCAAAUGGAUGUUGGUUAAAAAUCAUUUCGAUGAAAUGAAACGUGUGGCUCGGGUUAAGCGCCAAUACUAUUGGACUGCUAUACAAAAUACACCAUUCACUUUGGUUAUUACAUAUCCCGAGCUAUACGGUGUAUAUCGCCUUCAGAUACGUACCGAAGAUGAAAUACAUCGUAUGAAUAUAAAAGGCAGUAACACUCUCAGCUACUUUACUGGCAAACGCUGGAAAAUCCAUCCUAAAUGGCUAUUUUGCAAACACAGCAAUAUGACAUUUGAAACCCCCGAAGAGGAACUAUUAUGGUUUUUGGGUAAAAUGUCACAGCCUGGAUGGAAAUGGCCGUCCAGUAGAAGUGCGCUGCCUCCAGAACAUACGGCUGCCAUGCUGUCUAACUCAUCUGCUGGGCGCAUUCCAUCAUUCGACAAAGAUAAUUACUAUUGUGAUCGUCAAUUAAUGCAGUCAUUGGUAUUUGAUGCCAGAGUUACUGAAUGGUUUUCCAAGAAUACCAGCUUUAAUUCCAAAGAUGAUAAGGGUAGUUCAAGUGCUUCAAAUCCAAUUUCAGUAUUAAUGGGUUUGUUGCCAAGAAAUGAAUUUAAACAACGUUUUGGCAUAACAGUGGCAUUUUUAGCCACUCACAGUGGUCUCACAAGAUGGCAAGAAUUUCAUUCGAAUAUGGCCGAAGAAUUGGGAGCAGGAGAAUCAUUUAGUGAACACAAUAAUAAGGCUAUUGAUGAAAUCUGGUAUAAACGUGCAGUCGAUCAACAUUUUGUUCGUGAGGAAAGUUUUGUUUAUUCCGUACCCUUUGAUGCUGGAGAAACUGCUGCCGAAACUAUUGUCACCGCCAGUCAUGCUGUCUUCCAUACCGAAGGAGGUAAAUCUGCUCCAGCUGCCGUAGUUGGAUUUCAAUUUCAACAUAGUGCUUUGCUAAAACUUUUCCGUAAUAUAACCGGAAAUGCCUGUGCUGUUGAUGAUAAAGAUUGCUAUGUCUUAGAUAAUAAUGGUUUUAUAAUAAUAUCACCAAGUCGUCAUGAGACUGGUAGAUUCUUUGGAGAAAUAAAUGGUGCCAUUAUGCAUCGUUUAGUUGAGGAAAAUGUUUAUAAACGUGUCACGGUAUAUGAUUAUCAGGCAGUUUGCUUUGUUCCGGACGGUGAUAAUAAUUCGUCCUCGAAUGUUUUGACGCCCUUAUUCCACUUACUUCGAGCAUUUAAAUGGCUAAUUACCACAAUUGUCUUAUACCUCGUCGAAGUAAGUACAGUGGCAGCAGAUUUUUUCGAACAUUAUGUAGAUGAAAAUAUGACCGAUUAUACGGUAAAUGUUAAAAAUAACGAAUGGGUACGUUUAGUAACAUUACAAAGAACAAGACUGAAACCAUGCGAUAUGCAACGUGAUCUAUAUACGCUCUAUAAUGAAAAGGAUAAUGUUGUCUAUAAUAUGACAGCGCAUGGUUGUGAGAGACCAUUUGUUGUUCUACCCAUACCAGCAAGCAAUUUAAUUUUAUUAGUUAUUGAUCAAAUGUGUCCACGUGAUGCAACUCAUAUACUAACCGUAAAUCCAAUGGAUAUUAAUUAUCCGCUAGAGGAGAAUCAAACAUUGGCAUGUUUUAAGCGGGAUCAUGAAUUUUCACGAGUACGUCCUAUUAGUUGUAUAAGCCGACAUGUUAAUGAAAGCAAUAUAGAAUUAUGCGGCAAUGCUUCAAGUAUAUUAAUUAAUACUUUCCUAUUUUUAAUAACCAUAAGUUUAAAUCGUUUACUCUAACAUUAUUUUCUUAUUUGUUAAAACAAUUUUGUUAUAUUCUAUUUAACUGUUUUAUUUCUGUUAAAUUUAUUAAAUUUGUAAAUUUUGUAUGUACUUAAUGAAAUAUAUUUAUU
Molecule: messenger RNA, 4122 nt
Organism: Lucilia cuprina (Australian sheep blowfly)
Lineage: Eukaryota; Metazoa; Arthropoda; Insecta; Diptera; Calliphoridae
Gene: stj
Product: voltage-dependent calcium channel subunit alpha-2/delta-3
Exons: 23
Coding region: 272-4009 (1245 amino acids)
Cellular component (GO): voltage-gated calcium channel complex
Molecular function (GO): voltage-gated calcium channel activity
Source: RefSeq, a predicted model, not a curated record